AUGGGUCUCUUUCGAAUCGACUUCCUUGCUCUAUGGCUUCUCUUCCUGCGUCUCGCGACAGCCGCCGUCCCGGUACCAACCAGCGACGGCUACUGCUUCGUCUAUCUCAUCCAGGGUUAUGAUACGUGUGCGCUGAUUGCCAAAGCACACGGCAUCACCGAGGCCGACAUCGAGAGCUUCAAUAAAAACACCUGGGCGUGGCUCGGAUGCGGACGACUAUACCAGGGCGACUUCAUUUGUCUCAGCGCUGGGAAACCGCCGAUGCCAAUGGCCCUUCCGCAUGCAACCUGCGGCCCACAGGUACCUGGCACAACACGUCCGGCAAAAUGGGCCGACCUCCCUGGUUUGAACCCAUGUGCUGAGUCCAAAUGUUGUGCGUUCUGGGGUCAAUGUGGUGUCUCCGAUUUAUAUUGCGAGGGUUACCGUGCACCUCCUGCCGGUCCUACAGCCACCGUGAAAGGGGCGACAGAGGCCCCGACGUCCGAAGUCACUACCAAGGCAAAGGCAACCGGAGUCCAGCAAUCCACCAAGACCGGCGCAGGCUCAAAAGCUACCUCCAAAUCCAGCACCAGCUCCAAGUCCAGCACUACCGGAACCACCAUCAUCAAAGCCACGAAAAUCACUACAACAACUAAACAAACUACUACCCAAAAAACAACAACACAAGCCGCGCCUAAAGCAAGCGCGUCUCAAUAUAGCUGGACGGCACCGUGGGAGAUCACACUAUACAGCCAAGCAAACUGCCAGGGCGACUACUACCACCUCGAGGGCUAUAACAAAGAAUACCUCGACGACAAGGGCUGCUUGGCGCUCCAUGGAGGCCUCAAUAGCAAGUUCACCGAGACAGGCGUGACCUGUAAAUGGUGGACUUCUAAUAGCCUCACGUGGACUAGUUGUGAUGCGAGCAAACUUGUGAAACCCGAGUCGUGGCUGCUCAAGAAUGGGACUGAGGGGAUUGAUCCGCCUACUUUUGCUGCUUUGGAGUGUUCGAUUAAUGGAUAUUAA
Penicillium roqueforti is the source of this 1005-nucleotide messenger RNA. RefSeq names its product LysM peptidoglycan-binding domain-containing protein. NCBI's taxonomy places the organism in Eukaryota, Fungi, Ascomycota, Eurotiomycetes, Eurotiales, Aspergillaceae. The record is from RefSeq and is a predicted model, not a curated record. Gene Ontology annotation, molecular function: chitin binding. Bases 1 to 1005 code for a protein of 334 amino acids. The transcript is spliced from 3 exons.